Messenger RNA from Cynoglossus semilaevis (tongue sole), 2014 nucleotides. It is a transcript of the gene pus1, whose product is annotated as pseudouridine synthase 1. The transcript has 6 exons. The record is from RefSeq and is a predicted model, not a curated record. Gene Ontology annotation, molecular function: pseudouridine synthase activity; RNA binding. Gene Ontology annotation, cellular component: nucleus. Gene Ontology annotation, biological process: mRNA pseudouridine synthesis; tRNA pseudouridine synthesis. NCBI's taxonomy places the organism in Eukaryota, Metazoa, Chordata, Actinopteri, Pleuronectiformes, Cynoglossidae. The coding region runs from base 263 to 1525 and encodes 420 amino acids.
GAACACGAAGAUUGUCGCGAUAUUUCCAAGUCGGGUUAAAGUUGAUGCAUGUUAUGGCCAUGUGUAGUUUGGCCAUACCACAGACUUUGACUUACGUGGAAAUUAUAAGCGUAUUCGCUUGAGGACUUUUUAAAGGUUUCCUCCAUUUUCCACGGUAAACUCUAAGUCUUCGUGCUGCUACUUUGUUAGCUUCAUUUUUGAAUCACAGACGUUAGGUUGCUUCGUUGCUUAGCAUAAUGUUCUAAUGAUGGAUUAGCCCAACAUGUUAAAAUUCAGACCACUGUCGAGUGCCUUAUUGAACCAUAAACUGAAGUCAAGAAUCAGCGGUUACCUAUUUAAACUCAGGUGCACGAUGAGUGAAGCGUCAAAUGAUGUGCCAGAGGCCAAACAGAUGAAAAGAGGCCAUGAAGAGAAUGAAGAUUCUACAGAGAGGCUGCAGAAUAUAAAAAGAAUUAAAGCUCAGGAGGAUAACGCUGAGAAUGAGAAGAAGUAUCCAAAAAAGAAAGUAGUCCUCCUCAUGGCAUAUUCAGGAAAAGGAUACUACGGCAUGCAGAGAAAUGUUGGAACCUCUGAGUUUAGGACCAUUGAAGAUGAGCUGGUCGCUGCACUAGUGAAAUCCGGCUGCAUUCCUGAGAAUCACGGCGAUGAAAUGAAGAAGAUGUCUUUCCAGAGGUGUGCAAGAACAGAUAAGGGAGUGUCUGCUGCCGGCCAGGUGGUGUCGCUAAAGCUACGGUUGAUGGAUAACGUAAUUGAGAACAUCAAUGAGCAUCUGCCCCCACAGAUUAAAGUGAUUGGUCUCAAACGGGUCACCCAGGGUUUUAACGCCAAAAACAACUGUGACGCUCGCACCUACUCAUACAUGCUUCCAACAGUAGCCUUUGCCCCAAAAGACUACGACACAGCAAGUGCAUCAGCCUUCCGCUUGGAUCCGGAGACACUUCCGAAGGUGAACCGUCUGUUCAGCACGUACAAAGGCACCCACAACUUCCACAACUUCACUUCUCAGAAGGCCCCAAGUGACCCCAGUGCUCGUCGCUACAUCAUGGAGAUGUCCUGUGGAGAGCCGUUCGUCCGAGGCGGCUCGGAGUUUGCGGUGAUCACUGUGCGAGGCCAGAGCUUCAUGCUGCACCAAAUACGGAAGAUGAUUGGCCUGGUGAUUGCAAUCAUGAAGGGAUAUGUGAACGAGGAUGUGAUCGAGAGGAGCUGGGGAGAGGAGAAGGUGGAUGUGCCAAAAGCUCCGGGAUUAGGACUUGUCCUGGAAAGAGUCCACUUUGACCGGUACAACAAGCGCUUUGGAGGAGAUGGGCUGCAUGAAUGCUUGGAGUGGGACGAGGAUGAAGAGGGAAUCAAAGCAUUUAAAGAGGCUUACAUCUACCCAACCAUUGUGGAGACAGAGUGCCAGGAAGGCUCCAUGGUCAGCUGGAUGUCCACGCUUCCUAUCCAUGACUUUCAGAACACAAUUAAUGGAAAUCGAGAUGAGGACCAGACACAGGACAACGCAGACGACGGGAAUGAGACAGACUAGGACCAAGUGCUUACCAUAUGAAGAGACACUUCCUCAGUGUCUUCCCUUUGUUAACAAACUGCUUUUUAUAUGGUCUAAAUGCCUGCCUUCUAAGACUGGUGUUUUCUUUUUAAUCGGUGAAAUUUGUGUUUCUCUUAUAAACAUGUUAUUAAACCGUACUUGACCAAAUAAUGGAACCUCUUGCAGUUUAUAAUUACCGUGUGCAUUACCUUGAGACUCCACAAGGGCAAAUGUCUGCAAACUCGUGUUACUAAUUUGGUAGCUUUUUAAUGGUGGGUUUGCAAUGUAUGAGUUAAAAUCUUUUAAAGUGCCCCACGAGUUUUGACAGUGGAAUGAAGAAAGAACUGUUGUCAUUUUUAAAGAUGGCUGGUUGGUUAUAUUAGAGUGUGAGACUGGCCUGUAUACAGUCACCAACUGUAUUUGUUGGAGGGCCAGAAUUCUUCUGGACAAACACCUGUGAAAUAAAAUAAAAAUCACAUUUCUGUAUUA